AAAAAAAAAAUUUAACUUAAAAUAAUUUUGGAUUACAAUUUUAUAGAAAUUUAGUAAUUAAUUUAUUUAUAUAAAAAGUUAUUUUAUAUGUAAAUAGAAGAAAUAAUAAAAAUAAAACAAAAAAAAAUAUAAAAUGGCACCAAACGCUACAACUGCAACUCAACCUCCAUCAGAGGCUGAAAAUAAAACUAAAAGAAAUAUCGAAACGACAGGAGUAUUAAUGGAACAAGAUGCUGAAACAAUCGAUGGUGGAUUAGUUAAGGAUAUUAAAGUACACAAAUAUGCUGAAAAGAGAAAACUACACUUGGUUUGGCGUAAUAUAAUCGCAUUUACAUAUUUACAUCUCGCCGCUUUAUAUGGUGCAUGGUUGGCAUUAACUUCAGCAAUGUGGUACACGGUAUUGUUUGCUUCCUUUUUACAUCUUGUAGCUGGAUUAGGUAUAACGGCUGGUGCACAUCGUUUAUGGGCUCAUAGAUCUUAUAAAGCAAAAUGGCCAUUAAGAUUAAUAUUAAUGAUAUUUAAUACAAUUGCAUUUCAAGAUGCAGCUAUUCAUUGGGCUCGAGAUCAUAGAGUACAUCAUAAGUAUUCUGAGACAGAUGCAGAUCCUCAUAAUGCAACAAGGGGCUUCUUCUUUUCGCAUGUUGGUUGGCUCUUAUGUAAAAAACAUCCGGAAGUUAAGGAAAAAGGAAAAGGAUUAGAUUUAUCCGAUUUAUAUAACGAUCCCAUUUUGAUGUUCCAAAAGAAACAUUACAUGAUUUUAAUGCCGAUCGGUUGUUUCAUUUUACCUACAUUUAUUCCUUGUUACUUUUGGGGAGAAACAUUUGCAAAUUCAUGGUUUGUUGCAACAAUGUUUAGAUAUACAUUUACUUUAAAUGUAACUUGGCUAGUCAAUAGUGCUGCUCAUAAAUUCGGUGGCAAACCAUAUGACAAAGAUAUUAAUCCAUCAGAAAAUUCACAUGUUGCAGCUCUUGCAUUCGGUGAGGGAUGGCACAAUUAUCAUCAUGUAUUUCCUUGGGAUUAUAAAACUGCUGAAUUAGGAAAUUAUCGUCUAAAUAUUACAACAGCAUUUAUUGAUUUCUUUGCAAAAAUUGGUUGGGCUUAUGAUUUAAAAACAGUAUCAACUGAUAUUAUUAAAAAACGUGUAGAUCGUACAGGUGACGGUACACAUCAUUUAUGGGGCUGGGGUGAUAGAGAUCAAUCAAUAGAGGAAGUAAAUAAUGCUAUAAUUAUAAAUAAAAAAGAUAUGUAAUUAAUUUUUACUGUAAAGCAAAACUAUUUUAAUUAAAUUGAAAAAACAAAUCAGAUAUGUAUAAAUCAUAAUGUAUUUUUUCAUUAUAGACUUUAAAAGCUAAGUGCUUUUUAAUAGAUGGAUUAAAAUUAUUAAUAGAGUUAAGAUUUUUUUCUAAUUUUCUAUAUAACGUCAGCCAAACAAAACAUUAACAACCUUAAACAAAAUAAAAAAAUGAUAGAAACAACUGCAUUACUAUUUAUAUUAUAAAAUUAUAUUAUAAAAUGUUGAAAGAAUGUUAUAUAGAGACGAUAAAAAUAUUAAAAAACAUAAAAAAAACACGUACACAAUAUGGUUAAAAAUUUAAUUAAAAAAACUCAAUCAAUUUUAAUUAAAGUAUUUGGUAUAAUUUUUCUACCAAAACUUUGAUUUAUAGAAAAACAAUAUUUUUUUUAGAUUCAACAAUUUCGGUGAGAUUGCUUAAAAAGAAAAAAGCAGAAAUUUUAUUAAAAUAUCAAUUUUGAUGUAUAUAUUUAUAACUAUAAUACUUUAUACACAUAAAGUUAUAAUAAUAACAAUAAUUUUUAAAUUACCUAAUAAAAAAACAUCACGAAAUUUUAGCAGUAGUUAUAGUAAGUAGCCUUACUAUUUCUAAAUGAAUUAUUCAUUUCGGAAUUCUCAUUUAAAGAAACAGUUUAUUUUAACGCUUUAUGAAUUUAAAGUGAUUUAAGUUUUAAUUUCUUAACUCAUAUUUUGUUUCAAUUAAUGAAAAUUAUGUUAUCAUUUAAUACAUAUAUUUAAAUUUUGAUAUUAAAGUGAAAUCACUUCUAAAAACAAGGAAAUUAAAUGUUUACAUUGAAAAAUAAUAAUGUUAUCUUUUAUUUGAAAAAUUCUUGGUAAAUUUAUUAUUUUUUAAAAAUUAUCUAUACGUACAUGUAUCACAUUUAACAUUACAAUAUCUUUUUUUUUUUAUUUCAUUUCUUGAUCAUUUCAUUGAAUUUUAUUUAUUAUAUUUAGCUUAGUAAUAAAUAGACAUUAAAAAUUAAAAAAAUUUUAAUUUUGUAAUUGAAAAUUGCAGAAAAAAUGUUGCAAUAAUAAAAAUUAAACAUACUUUAUAGUAUUGUUUAAAAAUAUAAAUUGUAAAUUAUUAUAUUUUUACAAAAUUGCUGAAAAUGGGUAGAAAUUUAUUAAAAUUAACAAUAAGAAGAAAAUUAUAUUCAUGUUAAAAUAAUUAAUUUGAAAAUGGGUUUCGUUUUAUUGAAAAAAAAAAAUCAUAGAUGUAAAAGAAAAACACAAAAUUACUCAAUAUUAAUUUUAGAAUAAACUAUAAAAAAAAAUAAACAAUUAUUUUAAAUUGAAAAUAUUAUUUAAUUAUAAUAUUAUGUAUGCUAACUAUUUUUUAAAUAGAAAACGCAACUCUACUUGGAUCGGGUUUUAAAUAUUUUCAAUGCAAAUCAAAUAACUUUAAGUGUGGUUUAUGCCAUACAUACAUAAGUCGAACAAUACGGGAAAAUUGGUUUUUUUUUUUUCAUUUUGCGAAAUAAAGUUUUUUUUUAUUUAUACAUAUAAGAAAAAUAUAAUUUUUUAUAUUAUGUAAGGUAUAAAUCACAACUAAAUUAUAUAAAUUCAAAUUUUAAAUACAAGAUUGUUCCAAAUAAUAAAAAAUAAUAAAACUUUUUAUACCUAAUAACUUUAAAAACAGUUUUUGAACAAAAUAAAUCUCUUCUUGUUAACGUAAAUAUGUCUGAGAAAAUCAUAUCAAAUGAAAAUAUUUAAAAACUUUUUUAAAAUAGAAUUUCAUCUGUUAUUUUUAUAUAAUAAUUGUAAAUUACAUUUAUGUCGUCCAUUUUAUUUUACUAUGUAUUUUAUAUUAUAAGAAUAACAAAUAUUGAUGCAAUCGUUUUAAAAAAACGUUCUUACAUGUAAAAAAUUAGAUGUUGAAUGCAAAAGUCGCAAGCAAAAUGCAUUAUACAAAAUAUUCGCUUUGGAAUCCUACAUGUAAAAUAUACUUAAAGGUCGUCUCAAAAUCUUCUAAUGGACUUUAAAAAGGCAAAAAAUUAAAUAUUUUAUAAUUAUUACGGAAAUGUGAAUAAUUUGCAUUCAACAGCUUCUUUUUCAUAGCAAAUACCAUACAAUAUAAACUUUUUUGAUGAUUUUUUUGAAACCAGCCAAAAUGGAUAAAUGGUUUAAAUAAAAUAAAAAUUACUUAUAAAAUUGAAUCAUCAAUAUUUUAAAAAAGAAUUUAAGAAUUAAUUCAUUACACUGAAAAUUAAUAAUUUUAAAUACAAUACAUAUUUAACAAAUAUAAAGUAGUUACAUUCUUUAAUUAAUUCCAACAAAAAAAAAAUCAAAAAUAAAAUUAAAUAUAGAAAUUUAUUAUAAUUUUAAUAUACCAAUAUCAAUAGAAUGUUACCAUUAAUUAUUUUUCUAAUUAUAUUUUUGUAUGUAAAUCAAAACUAUCAUGUAACAUAUAAGUUUAUAUUGAAUGAGUUCAAGCCACAGUACCAAAAAUAUCCUGCUUAAAUUGUUAACAUUGUUCUUUAUUAUUAAAAUGAAAUACAUUCUAUAAAGUAGCACUUUGCUACUUUUUUUUAGUUUUAAAUGCCCUGUGAUGACUGUUGUCAAAAUAAACAAAGAUAUGAAAUAAAUAAUAAAAACAGUAUAAAGAA
Messenger RNA from Condylostylus longicornis, 3897 nucleotides. Its product is annotated as acyl-CoA Delta-9 desaturase-like. Gene Ontology annotation, molecular function: iron ion binding; stearoyl-CoA 9-desaturase activity. Bases 134 to 1249 code for a protein of 371 amino acids. NCBI's taxonomy places the organism in Eukaryota, Metazoa, Arthropoda, Insecta, Diptera, Dolichopodidae. The transcript has 5 exons. Gene Ontology annotation, cellular component: endoplasmic reticulum membrane. The record is from RefSeq and is a predicted model, not a curated record. Gene Ontology annotation, biological process: unsaturated fatty acid biosynthetic process.